Pocillopora damicornis (cauliflower coral) is the source of this 1932-nucleotide messenger RNA. RefSeq lists its product as uncharacterized. Gene Ontology annotation, molecular function: calcium ion binding. The record is from RefSeq and is a predicted model, not a curated record. NCBI's taxonomy places the organism in Eukaryota, Metazoa, Cnidaria, Anthozoa, Scleractinia, Pocilloporidae.
AUGAAGCUUGCCUUAACAACACCGAAAGACCUUUUCAUUUCUCCUCUCGGAUCCAUUCGUGAGCUGCCAGCUAUAUCAUGCAAAGAAAUCAAGGCGAGCGAGGGAGGACAAGCGGUCAGUGGUUAUUAUUGGUUGGAUUUAAUCAGAUCUGGAGACUAUUUAGAUAUCAACGAAUGUACGGAAGGAUCUCACCGUUGCCAUCGUGACGCCACUUGUCAGAAUACUGCAGGCUCGUAUAGGUGUACCUGCAACUCACAAUACAUUGGGGACGGACUGAAUUGCGAGCCUAAAGAAUGUAGCAACUACAAGACUUUAACUUCUGCUCGAAGAUUGAAAGGUUCUACGUCAAAAAAACCACAUGUAUGCGACAAUUCACUGACUUGGGGCUGGUAUCGUAUUACUGGAGCAGCAGGUAGAAAAAUGCCCACUGCAUGUGUGCCUUUUAAAAGAUGUGGCGGCCAGAGACCAGGCUGGCUCAGUGGUGGUCAUCCCAACAAAGCUGAUGGUAGAGUGUCCAGGAAGGUCUGGUUUCGCUCGAGUGACAAUUGUUACAGAGUAUCGACGACUAUCACAGUUAGAAACUGCGGUUCGUUCUAUGUUUACUACUUAAAGGGUUUUUCACAUGGCUCAAAUUGCCAUCGUUACUGUAGCUCUUACUAAAUCACUCUUGCAUUCUGGGUAACUUGCAGUAGCAAGGCAUUCUGGGUGAUUGGCUGGGGAUGUCUUAGGCCAAGUAGAAGUAAGUUAAAUAACUUUGCCAUGGUUAAUCAUUGUUAUUAACAAUAUUUAAUCCACACUUGCACUUACGCAAGCAGUGAGCGUUCUCGUGGUUUUUUAAUCUGACUAGGUGUUUAAUGCUUAGAGACCAACUCUGAAACAUAGAUUAGAAUUUAUCAUAAUCGCUCAAUUAUAUAGAUCGUCCUAAAAUGACGUCCUGGCAGCCAUAUUGGUUACCAAAACAAUAACAUUGCGACCUCAAACCAAUUGUUCUGCAGCAAAGUAUGCCUGGCUCCCAAAGUAUGUUCAGUUUAGUUUGGUGUAGUCGGGUGAUUUAUGAGUUAUGUUACAUUCAGUAUGUAAAAGGAAAAAGACGUUAUCAUUAUGUACUGUAAGUGAUGUAUAUGCCUGAAAAAGUUUGCAGACGACAACGAAAACGCAAGUACCGUAAGAGUUAGGAGUUAAUUUUAGCGUUUUAAUUACUGCAACUAUUGCAAGUAGAUUAGAAAUUUCAAUUUUUUGUUAAUAUUAGUAAUGUAAUGGCAGUAUAGUGAAUAGCUUUUAGUAAUCUUUUUUAAAAGGUUUCCUAGCCUAUUGCGUUACAUUUGUUUUGUUCCCUGGAUGUAUUAUUGAUAGGUCCACAUAUAGCCUGUUUAUCAUGAAGAUAAAAUUUAUAUAAAAACAACGCUACUAAGGUUAAGGUCAGAUGUUGAGGAACGCAGAGAAAUUUACAUUAGGCCCUAUCUUGCUUUCAAUUCGAUGUAAAUAAGAGCCUUUGUUUUGACUAAUUUUGCUUUCAUCAAAACUAAAACAAAUUGUCGAACGUGAUUGUUUAUCACCGGCCCCAUUUAAGCACUAAUAGGACAGUGUAUGCGUCAUGAUUGUAAUUGGACAGUCGAAAAGGACUGUUAAAGGAACAGUUAAUACGUCAUGUCUAUGUAAGUGCUGUUAUAUUACAUCUAUUUUGAAAACACUGGUGAUCCCUGCAAUCUAAUUGGCUCUCAUCGGUGUGCUUUAUUCACGCAUCGCACCAUUUAAUGCUCUAAAUCGCAUUUUUUUUUCCACAACAACCAAUUUUAUUUCGAGGCUAGUUUAACGAAACCAAUUAAAUUGCAGGGAGAUGAAACAAAUUUUUGCAACUUUUUACAAACCAGCUCAAUACCGGAUCAUUAAAUUGUUGGUACAGACUAAAAAGACCUGUAUCUGAGCGACUGA